Molecule: messenger RNA, 1450 nt
Organism: Oncorhynchus nerka (sockeye salmon)
Lineage: Eukaryota; Metazoa; Chordata; Actinopteri; Salmoniformes; Salmonidae
Product: probable E3 ubiquitin-protein ligase RNF144A-A
Exons: 9
Coding region: 321-1253 (310 amino acids)
Biological process (GO): positive regulation of proteasomal ubiquitin-dependent protein catabolic process; ubiquitin-dependent protein catabolic process; protein polyubiquitination
Cellular component (GO): Golgi apparatus; cytoplasm; ubiquitin ligase complex
Molecular function (GO): ubiquitin protein ligase activity; zinc ion binding; ubiquitin conjugating enzyme binding
Source: RefSeq, a predicted model, not a curated record
CUCAACAAAAACGUUCGCUGACAAAUGGCGUCUCUCCAGUGCGUCGCGCGGAGUAGCUGAUUUUCCCCGUGUAGUUGCUAGGCAUUUUCAAGGGCCAGGGGUGACCUUCACAGAGAGAGAGGAGUUUGACACCACGCUGAGUCCACCAGGCCGGUGGCCCUUGGCCCUCAGACCAGCAUGGCGCACACACAUGAACGGACACUAUUAUGCACACGGCCAAACAUGCAGACUGCAUGAGAAUGAGGCCUCUAGGUUAUGGUGCAUUUGAUGAACUCAAUCAGGAGAAUAUUCCUUCUUCAUCUGCUCGUGUUGAGUAACUAAUGCAGCGUGGACAGCAUUUAGCACGCUCUGUGCCAGGCAAGAUGACCACAGCCAGGUAUCGGCCCACCUGGGACCUGGCACUGGACCCGCUGGUCUCCUGCAAACUGUGCCUUGGAGAGUUUCCCCUGGAGCAGAUGACCACCAUCACUCAGUGUCAAUGUGUCUUCUGUACACUGUGCCUGAAGCAGUAUGUGGAACUCCUUAUCAAAGAGGGGCUCGAAACUGCUAUUAGCUGUCCAGACUCUGCCUGUCCAGAAAGAGGACACUUACUGGAAAAUGAGAUCGAGUGCAUGGUGGCUUCAGAGGUUAUGCAGAGACACAAGAAGCUACAGUUUGAAAGGGAGGUGCUUCUGGACCCGUGUCUGAUGUGGUGCCCGUCAUCGUCGUGCCAGGCAGUGUGCCAGCUGAAGGAGACUGAGGUGGCGCUGCCCCAGCUGGUGCAGUGUGCCGUGUGCACCCUGGAGUUCUGCUCUGCCUGCAAGGCUAACUGGCACCCCGGGCAGGCCUGCCCACCACCGGAGAACAACCUACCCAUCACCGCCUUCCUACCUGGAGAGACCAGCUCCUUUUACAAGAGUGACGACGAUGACUGUCCCAUCAAGCGCUGUCCCAAGUGUAAGGUGUACAUCGAGAGAGACGAGGGCUGUGCCCAGAUGAUGUGCAAGAACUGCAAACAUGCCUUCUGCUGGUACUGCCUGGAGUCACUGGACGAUGACUUCCUCCUGAUCCACUUUGACAAAGGACCCUGUCGAAACAAACUAGGCCACUCCAGGUCGUCUGUCAUCUGGCACAGAACACAGGUGGUGGGGAUCUUCGCUGGCUUUGGCCUGCUCCUGCUGGUGGCCUCUCCCUUCCUCCUCCUGGCCACACCAUUCAUCCUCUGCUGCAAGUGCAAGUGCAGCAAAGGAGAUGAUGACCCCUUUCCCACCUAAACCCCACCCCACCAACACAGGCGGGUGAAGAGUCCGCCCCCCCCUCCCCCGCCAUGGACCAUUUUUUUCCUUUUUUCCCUCUAUUGCCUCCCUCCAACCUUGGAGUGCUGCUUUAUUUAAUGGGACUUGGGCCUAGCCACUUCCCAAUCCAUCACUCCACAGUGUCAUGGUGGGAGUGGAGAAGGAGGAGUUGACCC